AACGCAACAUUUGGACCCGGAAAGACAACAGUUGUCAAUAAAGCGACGAACCCAUUAGAGACGUAUCCUUCUGUGUUCGGACAUAACUUGAGUCUCUAAUGGGUUCUUCUGCUCGUCUCAGACUCUACAUGGAGGACAAUGGACCGCUGAUCCUGGACGGCGGACUGGCUUCAGAGCUGGAAGCACAAGGAGCCAAAUUACAGGGAGAUCCUCUGUGGAGCUCCAGGCUUCUCCACACGGAUCCUCAGGCCAUCAGAGAAGCUCAUUACAGAUUCCUCCUCGGCGGCGCCGAUGUCAUCUCCACGGCAACGUACCAGGCCAGCAUCCCGGGGUUCGUCAAGCACCUGGACGUGACCCCCGAGGGCGCCAGAGAGCUGCUGAUGUCCGGCGUCCGGCUGGCCAGAGACACCGUGGACCGCUUCGUCUCCGACGCUCGUCCCUCAGGUCGCAGGCGUCCGUUAGUGGCGGCGUCCGUCGGGCCGUACGGCGCCGUCCUCCUGGACGGCUCGGAGUACACCGGAGCGUACGCGGAGCGGAUGAGCGUGGAGGACCUCAAGGCCUGGCAUCGGCCGCAGAUCGACGCCCUCGCCGCGGCCGGGGCCGACCUCGUCGCCUUGGAGACGGUCCCGAGCAUCAAAGAGGCGGCGGCUCUGCUGGAGCUGCUCAGAGAGUUCCCCGACACGCGGGCCUGGCUCUCCUUCUCCUGUAAGGACGGGAGGCGCAUAUCGGACGGCAGCGCCUUCGCCGACGCCGUGCGGCUGGCGGCGAGCAGCACCGCCCAGCUGGUCGCCGUGGGAGUCAACUGCUGCUCGCCGGAGCUGGUGGAGCCGCUACUGGACUCCGCCGGGUCCCUGCUGGGCCCGGACCUGAGCUGGGUGGUGUACCCCAACAGCGGAGGGGACUGGGACACCGAGAAGGGGUGGGUGACGUCGGAGGAACAGUCCGCUUCCAUCCUCAAACUAAGUCCCACGUGGAGGAAGCAAGGCGCUGAUUUAAUCGGCGGCUGCUGCUGCAUAACCCCGGCUCACAUCGCAGAGUUACGACGACGGCUCAAAGGAAGCGACUCGUCUCCGGGAACCAAAAUAUGACGAUUGAUGAGAAGACGUCUGUAUCCAGGAGUUUAAAAAAAAACUUUAUUCAUCGGGAAAUAAUAAAUAAAACCACUCCAUCGCGUCACAUGAUGACAUCUGCGUGGGAACAUAAAAAUUAAAAUAAACCACACGACUCUGAGCUUU
This is a messenger RNA of Gasterosteus aculeatus aculeatus (three-spined stickleback), 1235 nucleotides long. RefSeq names its product betaine-homocysteine S-methyltransferase. The record is from RefSeq and is a predicted model, not a curated record. Gene Ontology annotation, molecular function: zinc ion binding; S-adenosylmethionine-homocysteine S-methyltransferase activity. Gene Ontology annotation, biological process: S-methylmethionine cycle. NCBI's taxonomy places the organism in Eukaryota, Metazoa, Chordata, Actinopteri, Perciformes, Gasterosteidae.